Messenger RNA from Athalia rosae (coleseed sawfly), 669 nucleotides. It is a transcript of the gene Coa8, whose product is annotated as COA8 family protein CG14806, mitochondrial. The transcript has 3 exons. Gene Ontology annotation, biological process: intrinsic apoptotic signaling pathway. The record is from RefSeq and is a predicted model, not a curated record. The coding region runs from base 73 to 570 and encodes 165 amino acids. Gene Ontology annotation, cellular component: mitochondrion. NCBI's taxonomy places the organism in Eukaryota, Metazoa, Arthropoda, Insecta, Hymenoptera, Athaliidae.
UUAUUUCAAUGCUGCAUACUGCUGUAGCAGACGAGAAAUAGUACGAACAAUUGACACCAUUCAAGUUUAAUAAUGGCUGUCAAAACGCGGGCAUUGUUGGUGUUCGCUGUUCGAUCGAAGCACUUUGAACUUGAGUUGAAGCGAGGAGUACAUAAUAACCUAAGAGUACCAUCAUGGAGGGUACCAUCACCUGAGGAUCGAUUAGAUGCAAUAGGGCCUCCAGAUCCAGUAUCAAACUUGAGGCCGAUUGUUUUCGCUGUUCCUAACAACGAAACUGCACUAGAAAAAACUUAUCGAGAAACUAGAGUGUCUACCCAAGCUUGGAAUCAGGAGUUUUGGUCAAAACACAAUGCCAGGUUCAUAUUGGAACGUAAGAAGUUUCAAGACACUCAGAAGCAGGCAGGAGUUUCAACAUUGACUGCGGAUGAGAUGUCUGUAUUCUACAAAAAAUUUUUGGAUGAACAUUGGCAGACCCAUCUGAACUACAAUAUCUCUUGGUACAAGAAAAACAUUACACUUUUGUUCCUCGAAAUAAGGGUGAAUUUAGCAAGAAUUGGAUCAACAAGGUAACUUCCUAUUUUCCUAAUAUCUGCCGCGUCCACAUUUCAAUAGUUCCUCCCGAUUCAGUGUAAUAUAAAUGUAAAUAAAUUAUUGCUAUUGUUAUCUCUA